This is a messenger RNA of Lathyrus oleraceus (garden pea), 1681 nucleotides long. RefSeq lists its product as uncharacterized. Bases 109 to 1305 code for a protein of 398 amino acids. NCBI's taxonomy places the organism in Eukaryota, Viridiplantae, Streptophyta, Magnoliopsida, Fabales, Fabaceae. The transcript is spliced from 3 exons. The record is from RefSeq and is a predicted model, not a curated record.
UUUUCUCGAGGCUGUUUGUUUUGGGAGUAUGUGUCUUCUCUCUCACAGUUGUUUGUGGUUAGUGUUUCAGCUUGAACAAACACAAACUGGAGGUAACAGUAACUAACAAUGGACACAAAACAAGGUUUCUUCUCCACACUCAAAGACGACUUAAUCAAAAGCCUGUUGCCGGCGAGCGGUGCUACUCCGAUUUCAACUUUACUCCGGCGGCGGAAGAAAGACCAUUUUCCUCCACUGGACUUGCUCUUUGCAGAAAGAUGCCCCUCUAGGCCAACGGUGGAAGCAAUGUCGCCGUUGAAAGAGGGCCCCGAGGAAACAGAAUGUAGCUUCUCUGUUUCCUCCUCUUCCGAUCUCAGGCUGCUGCUUGGUGUCCUGGGUGCCCCUCUGGCUCCUCUCCGUGUCAGCAUCACCGAGCCCUUUCCUCACCUUGCUAUCAAAGACAUUCCCAUUGAAACAUCUUCUGCUCACUACAUAUUGCAGCAGUACAUAGCUGCUUCUGGGGGAUUGAAGCUUCAAGAUUCUGUUUACAAUUCUUAUGCAAUGGGAAAAGUGAGGAUGAUUGCUUCCGAGUUUGAAACGGCUAACAAGCUUGUGCGGACACGGAACCCCUCUAAAGCUGCACAAUCCGGUGGGUUUGUCCUGUGGCAGAUGAAGCCAGACAUGUGGUAUGUGGAGCUUUCUCUUGGUGGAAGCAAGGUCCAUGCAGGUUGCAAUGGGAAACUUGUGUGGCGGCACACACCGUGGCUUGGUCCUCAUUCGGCCAAAGGGCCGCCUAGGCCUCUAAGACGCGCUCUUCAGGGUCUUGAUCCAAGAACAACUGCAAGCAUGUUUAUGAAUUCAAGAUGUGUUGGAGAGAAGAAGAUAAAUGGAGAGGACUGUUUCAUUCUCAAAAUAUGCUCAGAUCCAUCCACGUUGAAAUCCAGAAGCCAAGGUUCAGCAGAGAUCAUAAGACAUGUUUUGCUAGGACACUUCAGUCAGAAAACAGGACUUCUUAUUCACUUGGAAGAUUCUCAUUUGAGUCGUAUUCAGAACAAUGGAGGCGAUGCUGUAUAUUGGGAGACAACAAUCAAUUCAUUUCUUGAUGAUUAUAGGCCUGUUGAAGGGAUAAUGAUUGCUCACUCAGGUCGUUCUCACGUAACACUUUUCAAGUUUGGAGAAACAGCAAUGAGCCACACAAAAACUAGGAUGGAAGAAGCAUGGAUAAUUGAAGAAGUGGCUUUCAAUGUCCCAGGCCUUUCUAUGGACUGUUUCAUUCCUCCAGCUGAGCUAAGAUUUGGUUCUGUGACUGAAACCUGCGAGGAGUGAUGUUGCAGCAGGGAAUGUGUAGCAAUGUGGAAAUUUCUGCAUUGGUGUAAUUGUCUAAUUUUAAAGCUCUUACUUAGAUCAAUAACUUAAUGGAGAUAGAUAGAUAUUGCAGCAAGUGUAUUUUUCCACUGCAGGUUAUUGACUCGGGAAAACUUGUUAAUAGGGAGAAUCAACAUCAUAUCCCAAAAUGUGAGUUGAAAGAUUCCCUUUGAUGGAUGAUUUUGCACAGCAAGGUUUAUUUUGAGCACCUGUUUUCAGUUUGAGAUUAGCUGAUAAUUACUGUACGGUAUCAUUAUUAGUCUUUCUGUGAAAGUAAUCAACUUGAAGAUCAAAUAUCACAUGAAUUAAUAUUAUUGAGGAAGUUAUUGAUGAUGUA